Messenger RNA from Tripterygium wilfordii, 867 nucleotides. RefSeq names its product probable glycosyltransferase At5g03795. The record is from RefSeq and is a predicted model, not a curated record. NCBI's taxonomy places the organism in Eukaryota, Viridiplantae, Streptophyta, Magnoliopsida, Celastrales, Celastraceae. The transcript has 2 exons. Gene Ontology annotation, molecular function: glycosyltransferase activity. The coding region runs from base 403 to 867 and encodes 154 amino acids.
GCUCUUGACCCUCUCAUUCUCUCUCUGCUUUUCUCUCCUCUGCAAAACCCAUUUUCUCCAGAAACCCAGUUUUCCUGAGAAAAUGUUGUUCCAGAAACCCAAUUUUGCCACGAAAAUGGUGGUCCGUCAAAAAUACAUCUUCCUCAUUGCUGCUGUUAUUCUUGUUCUCAGUGCAUAUCGCUAUGCCUCUUCUUUUCUUUAUAGAAUCGCCUCAGAUAAUGAUCAGGUGCCUUCACUUUCUAUUUCUGUUUUUCAGUUUCUUUCAGGUUUGUUUGUUCAUUCAUUGAUUCCAAAUUUCUUUCUUGGCCAUCGAAGUUGAACUUGGACUACCCACUUCACGAUUCUGGUAUUUUCAAAGACGUCUUCCAGUACCCGGAUGUCUUCUUGCAUAAUUACGCUAGGAUGGAGGAUUUCAAGAUCUUCAUAUACCCAAAUAAAGAUGAAAAUAUUUGUUAUUAUAAUCAGUGGGGCAUUCAAGGGGUGUUUUCUAGUGAAAAGUUCUUUCACUACAAUCUCUUAACCUCCGACAGAUAUUCCACGAGUGAUAACUUUGAAGCUGAUAUGUUUUUCAUUUCGCUUACUUGGUUACAAAUUAUGGGCAAGGGAAUUUAUGCUAAUGGUGAGGAAUAUCUUCGAUACAUAAUUAACGAGUACCCUCACUUGAAUCGAACUAAGGGUGUUCAUCACUUUUUUGUGACUUGCCAUGACGAUGGAGCAAGUUUAAUUAGUGUUGGAGAAAUUAAACUAAUGAAAAUAGUCCCAAAAAAAUUUCACUUGCAAACCCUCGCAAAACAUUUUCAGACGGAUAAAAGUGAUAAUUCUUUAAUAGUAGCUCACCCUAACAUAAUUUUCUGGCUCCGCCCUUGA